UAGGAAUUUAGGUGUUCUCACUCUAGUUCAGGAUCCAGAUGAACUCUUGGUGAUUUUGUUUAGGAAAACAAUGUGGAGAGGCUGGGGUACGCUGAACAAAAAGCCCUAUGAUGGAUCCGGAAUCGCGCGAUAGCGUUGUGUGUUUAAGACAGCUUUUCGGUCGGCAACGUUCCUAUAUUGGUAUCCGCACAGGUAAUAGUAACAGCGCCACCGUAGGCCUUAAUCUCGUUAAGUAAGGAACACCACAAAGUUACUCCGCUGCCUGCCCCAGAUGUCUGUCGCCCUUAUUAUUGCAGAUAAAUCUAAGUAAUGUGUUUAUUCGGCGGGUGAGAUGGAUGCCGCUUGUGGCGGCCGCAUAGACAGGGGUCAAUAUGCCGUGUGCAACAGACACCAUUGUUCAUGAACCACUAAAGCCUCGAGCGUAGGGCUCAAGACGCUUUGUUCCUAGCCUAGUGACGCCCUAAGUGACACAAUUGAUCUGCUGGGGAGCCGCAAGAGAGGGGGACAUCAUGGAGUUGACAUCACUAUAUAUAUCUGCCAAGCCGCUCUUAAACUUGAGAACAAUGGUGAACCAAGCUAGAUCUUCACCUCUAGCCGAAGCCGACUACACUUCUUCAACAUUUUAGUCAGUGUCACGUUGAAUAUUCUUUGCGACGAUGUCUCCUAUGCUAUGCAGUAGCUUCGUCUUUGCCAUCUUGGCAUUCGCCCGAUCUUUAAGUGCUGAGGUGAUAACCCGCGAUGUUGCCAUCAUCGGUGGUGGCGCCACGGGAACCUACGCAGCCAUAAGUCUAAAAGAUCAAGGAAAAUCGAUCGUCAUUGUUGAGCGAAAGGGGGUGCUCGGUGGUCAUACAGCUACUUAUCACGACCCCGCUACUGGGACGCCUAUCAACUACGGCCUCCAAGUGUAUUACGACGAUGACCAAUCCCGCGCCUUCUUUGCCCGUCUCAAUAUCACCCCCGGGCAAGGGACGUUUCCUAAUAACAAAACACCGCUGUACAUUGACUUCAAUGAUGGCGCUCCUAUUCUCGGCUAUAGCGUCCCUACAAUUGGAGAUGACUAUAUCCGGGAACUUCACAAAUAUCCCUAUAUCGAGAAUGGUAUCGAACUACCGGACCCCGUGCCUGAAGACCUACUUCUAUCCUGGGAGAAAUACUUGGAGAAGUUCAAUCUCUCUGAUGAAGCCAUAGCUACAUACUCGCGACCUGCAGUAGCUGGUGACUUGACUAAGAUGCUUGCUCUUUAUGUCUUCAACAAUCUUAACACUGUUCAACUCGAGGAAGAGCUCAAUGGCAAGGCUAUUGCUAAUGCGAAUGGCGACUUUGCUGAACUCUAUCGGAAUGCUCUAAAAGAACUUGGAUCCGAUGUGCUCCUCAAUUCUACUGUAGUCAGCGGCGAGCGCGGUAGCAAGCCCUCUGAGGGCGUCAAGCUCUGCGUCAAGACCCCGGAGGGUGAAAAGCAGAUCGUGGCUAAGCAAUUGAUCUUUGCAGCACCACCGGUACUUGACAAUUUGGAUGUCCUCGGUUUAGAUAAGCGGGAGUCGGAUCUCUUCUCCAAAUUCUCAGGCGGCUUCUAUUAUACAGGAGUCGUGACUAAUCUGGGGCUGCCAACAGACCACAGCUAUGUCAACCGCGCGCAACACACCCCAUGGCACGUAGCUACCCUUCCAGGCACUGUCAUGUUCAAUCCGACAUCUGUUGAGGGUACAUACUACUAUUGGUAUACAUCGCUAGAGGGGAUGUCCCAGCAGCAGGUUGAGAGCUCGACGCGCGACACGCUCAAACUUCUACAGAGAUCUGUGAACGGGUCGAACAUUAAUGCAGAGCCCAAUUUCGUGGCUUAUAAUAGCCACACCCCACUCCACCCUACUGCAGAUGCAGAUUCGAUCCGAGCCGGCGUAUACCGUGAUUAUUACGGUAUCCAAGGCUACCGCAACACCUGGUACACGGGCUCUCUGCUGGUAACUGGUUCUCCACAGCUGUGGAACAUUACCAGCCAGCUUCUACCCAAGAUCAUCGCCGCUUCUGAGCAGUAGAUGAUACACCUGUCCGUUUGCUGAACUUAUGGAGUUUUCCUCUGCGUAUGGCUAGGUACUUGAGUGCAUAUAUAGUCGUUUAUGUAUAUAUCAGUGAUACAUAAACCAAUACCUAAUACACCAUGUAGCAAUCAUGCCUCUUUCUUUUAUUAUGAGCAUGCGGAUCAUAUCGAACGCCCGUGCGUUGUGCCAAGAAGAGCUUAACGAAUAAAAAACAUAGCAACAAUAUUUACCAUGUGCAUGAUCGUGCCCCCACGAUUUUCUCCGAUUAGGUAUUUGGGGUAACAUCUACCCGACUUGGGUCCUCUUUCGAUCAGCUUAGAUCUAGCUCUC
Molecule: messenger RNA, 2366 nt
Organism: Hypoxylon trugodes
Lineage: Eukaryota; Fungi; Ascomycota; Sordariomycetes; Xylariales; Hypoxylaceae
Product: FAD/NAD(P)-binding domain-containing protein
Exons: 1
Coding region: 657-2033 (458 amino acids)
Molecular function (GO): oxidoreductase activity
Source: RefSeq, a predicted model, not a curated record